Molecule: messenger RNA, 1052 nt
Organism: Cloeon dipterum
Lineage: Eukaryota; Metazoa; Arthropoda; Insecta; Ephemeroptera; Baetidae
Product: E3 ubiquitin-protein ligase XIAP-like
Exons: 3
Coding region: 188-928 (246 amino acids)
Cellular component (GO): nucleus; cytoplasm
Source: RefSeq, a predicted model, not a curated record
GGCCAAGGAGACAACCAAGUCAUUUAAGAGACAGCCUAGGAGCUGAACGGUUCUUAUCUCAACUGCUGCCAGAGCUAGAGAAGAGAGGCAGAUACCAUAGCAACAGAGUGGGUUAAUUUUCAAGCCGACCUUCGUCCUCUCCUCUAAGAAGUGUUUGUUUCUUCACUGCCAUUCCGCCGCCAAAAACAUGAGUUUGAGCAAACAACACACUCAUGUUGUGGGUGGAGGGCAACUUGCCGGGCCUAUACCUGAGCAGAUGCUCGACAGAUUGAACAAAGAUUUCGCUGUGCAUCGAUUGUUCACGUUUCCGCUUGAAUUCUACCCUAGGUACUCGAUCGAGCUGCUCGGAAUGGUAGCGGAACUGGGUUUCUAUUUUGAAAACCCUUGCAUCCGGUGCCAAUUUUGCGGAGCCACCAUAGAUGGAAUUGAAGGAUAUUUUGCUCAAGGAAUUGAAGCGGCUAAAAAGAGGAUUCUGGAGAAGCACGAUCAGGCAAAUUGCCCAAUCGGGGCCGCUGAUACAAAAAAUCUGUCGAUGGCGAUUGUCACCAGCUUGCCGGAUUACAGAGCCGAAGCGCACCGUCUGUACUCCUUGCUGAAAAAGUCCGACUGGCAGCACGUCACACCCUUUGACAUGGCCAGAAGUGGAUUUUACUACUCUGGAGUCGGCGACAACGUCGUCUGCAUUUACUGCAACCUGGCAGUCAGCGACUGGGAGGACGGAGACACGCCGGACAACGAGCACCAAGAAAGCAACCCCGAUUGCCCAUUCCUGGACGCAAAGCAGAGCAUCACCAAUUUCGAAAUCGGAAGCGAGCACGAGGCUGAUGCCAAUCACGACGCCAUAGGAACCCUCAAACCGGGCACCACCACUUUCGACCCGAGCAAACCCCCAGGCAAGCCCAGUGAUCGAGGCGCGGGUAAACGCUGAAUUGUCUGAUUUCUUAUUGGAAAUUAUGUAAAUAUUAACCUUUAAAAGGUGAUGUGUUCAUUCUCUAUUAUAAAUAUUUUUGUAAGCAUGCAUUUUGAUUAAAAAUAAAAGUAAUGCAAAAUUA